AUAAAAAUAAAUUAAAAAUGGACGCAUAUAGAGCAAUGGCAAGUCUAGUAGACAACGCAACAAGUGAAUCCUUAAAUUAACCAGAUUAAAACUCUAUGAAAGAAGUAGCAGAGUUGGUGCGUUCUAGAGCAGAUAUGCCAAAAGAAGUAAUAAAAAAUAUCCAUGCUAAAUUAUAAAAAAGAGAUAGAAAAUUAACUAUGCUUUGCUUAGAAUUAUUAGAAUAUCUUUCUUAUACGUGCGAAAUUACUCUUUAUAAUUAAAUUUCUACAAAAGAAUUCAUGUCAAGAAUUGCAACUUUAAUAAAAUCUUAUGAUAAUGAUAAUAUGAUUAAAUAAAAACUACUUUGUCUUGUUAAAUGUUGGAGAGAACUUUUUUAGAAAGAAUUACAUCCCUUUUUCUUUACUUUACAUGAUAAUUUAAUCAAUAGAGGUUAUGAUGUACCUUCUGGAUAUAUCUCUUAAUAUGCAUCUUUGAAAGGCACAGUAAAAUCUUCAUCUUCUGCUUUUUAAAAAAAUUCGUCACCAACAAAAAAUACUUCAUAGUAAUAACCUUAGAUUUCUGCAUCUAAACAAAAGCUAAAAUCAGAUCUUGAAUUAGUAAAAUCAAAUAUGAAUUUAGUGAAUGAAAUGAUUGAUAACUAAAAUCCAAAAGAUAAUGUAGAAUAAAACACUGUUUUAACAGACUUAAUGACUUCUUUAAAAAAUAUGGAAAGCAAAAUGUAAGAUUUAAUAGUGUAAAUAACAGCUGAAAAUGAUGAAUAUAUGACCAACUUUUGUUUAACAUUGAAUGAUGAUUUAAAUAUAACUUUAGAAAGAUAUCAAUAAUUAAAAAGACAUUAAAAACCUCGUCCUUUUAAAACUAAAAAUGAUUAAUUUUCUUAUUCUAAUCAAUAAUAAUCUUAAUAAUAAGAUACUGCUAGUAUAUUCCUUGAAACAGCAUAAGCUCUUUCUUAAAAACUACAAAUGGCUAAUACAUAAAAGCCUUUACAAAAACCUCCUUAAUAGUAUUAACCUCCUUAAUAAUAUUAAUAACCUCCUCCUGCAUAAAAUAAUAACAAUAAUAAUUUAUUAGAUUUACUAGGUGAUGAUGAACCUGUUCAAGUACAAAAACCACAAUAGCCAAAAUAACCUGAUAUUUAUGAAUUAAUGGGAGUUGGAAAUACAAAUACUUAGUAAACCCCAGUAUAAUAAAAUAUGAAUUCUUCAUAAAACAACUAUGCUGCAUUAAACUAAAUUUAAUAACCUCCUGUACAAUAAGGUAUGAACUUUGGUAUUGGAAUGCCAUAAUAGUAGAUGAGAAUGGGAAUGCCUUAAUAAAACUAAGGGAUGGGAAUAGGAGUUUAGCAAUCUUUAGGAAUGGGAAUGUAGUAGUAACCUAUGGGAAUGGGAAUGGGAAUGGGAAUGUAAUAGUAACCUAUGGGAAUGGGAAUGCAAUAGUAACCUAUGGGAAUGGGAAUGUAAUAGUAAUCUAUGGGAAUGGGAAUGGGAAUGUAAUAGCAACCUUUAGGCAUGGGUAUGGGUGUGUAAUAACCUUUAGGCAUGGGUAUGGGUGCAUAAUAACCUUUAGGUAUGGGAUCCUAAUAACCAAUGGGAAUGGGAAUGGGAAUGCAGUAAUAACCUAUGGGAAUGGGAGCUGGAUUUUAAUAGUAAGGUUUUGGAACUAAUAAUGCCGGAUUUGGAAAUAGUGGCAAUGCUGGAUUUGGAAAUAGUGGCAACUAAAAAUAACCUUAAUAAAAUAAUACUUUUGGAGUUUCUGAAAAAAAACCUUUUGAUGAUUUAGAUGACAUGUUUGGAAUUAAUGGUGGAAAUGCUAAUCAAAAAUAACAAGCUGUUAAAUAAGGAAAUAAUGAUGGAUUUGAUUUAUUCUGAAAUAUUAUAUUUAUAAAAAAAAAUUAUCAUUAAUAUUGAUAUAUCGUUAUAUUUUUUUUAUUAUAUAAAUAAAACAAGUUUUAAUAAC
Messenger RNA from Ichthyophthirius multifiliis, 1956 nucleotides. RefSeq names its product tom1 protein, putative. NCBI's taxonomy places the organism in Eukaryota, Ciliophora, Oligohymenophorea, Hymenostomatida. The record is from RefSeq and is a predicted model, not a curated record. The transcript has 8 exons. Gene Ontology annotation, cellular component: membrane; endosome. The annotation marks the transcript as partial. Gene Ontology annotation, biological process: signal transduction. Gene Ontology annotation, molecular function: phosphatidylinositol binding; clathrin binding; ubiquitin binding.